This is a messenger RNA of Metopolophium dirhodum (rose-grain aphid), 4046 nucleotides long. RefSeq lists its product as uncharacterized. Lineage: Eukaryota; Metazoa; Arthropoda; Insecta; Hemiptera; Aphididae. The transcript is spliced from 5 exons. The record is from RefSeq and is a predicted model, not a curated record. Bases 299 to 2458 code for a protein of 719 amino acids.
GUCUUAUUCGGCUCUCCGCGGCACCGACGUCGCGACCUCUACACCCCGCGCGCACCAAAGAGUUUUAUAUCCAUCGCAUCGCUUCAAAAUACACACGACACAACUACAUCUUAAAUAGUUUUAAUAAACGGUGUGCACAACAUAAUAUUGUUUUAAAAUAGAUAAUAAUAUUAUUUACACGUAUUACGACGAUUUCGCUGACGGUGCGCGUCUGAUUACUUUGUCUCGAGACUGUUUUUGUCGCGUAUUGACACCCACCAGCGCGGGUGGAGUUGCUGCUGCCACGGCUGAUAUUGUCAUGCACCCACACCCGCGGCGAUCCGCGCGUCUGUCGGUGGCGCUGUCGCUGGUCGUGGUGAUGAUGGCGGGUUGCUCGAGCCCGGCCGCGUCGCUCAAGUGCGACGGCGGCGGUGAUGUCAACUUCGAACUGCUCACCGGGUACGCAGCCAGUCCCGCGGCCAAACACGCGAUGCGCGAGCAGUUGGCCCUGUUCACCUUGCCGCAGUGCAUAGACGCCUGCAAGUUGGACGACCAAUGUGCCGCCAUCACGUACGAGACGGGCGCCUGCGUGUCGUACGCCGCGGUGCCGCAGAAGAACGCCAACGCGGAUUUCCCAUUGAAACGAUCGCAUUACUCAACCCACACUGCAACGGUUGCUCGGAAAAUAUGUGUCCGGACACCGAAGUCGUGUAAUCAACGGUCGUGGAGUUUCGAUACAAUUCACGGGGAACUGAAAGUCACAUCCAAACAACAUUUCAAAGCUAUUUCACGGUCUGGUUGUAUGGACAAGUGUUUAAACGAGAAGAGCUUCCAAUGCAGGUCCGUCAACUUCAACAAGGAGACCGGUGACUGUUACAUGAACGACGUGGACCGGUUCACCGUGUCCGGGCGCCCACCGAUCAGCAAUCGAUCGGCCGACAUCGUGGACUACAUGGAGUCAAACUGCGUGGUCGAGCAACCAAAAAUGUGUGACUUUGUGGAAGUCGGCGGCAAGCUUCUGAGGACUGUGGACGCCAUCUACGAGAACGUGGCCACCGCAGACCGGUGCAAGGAGAUAUGCCUGGCAUCCAAGGAGUUCCAGUGCCGUUCAUUCGACUACAACGAGACGGGUGUGAACGUGUGCCGCGUCUCACACCACAGCACGUCCAGCCUGUCACAGCAGCAACUGGACCAUCGUCCUUACCUGACGGUAGCCGGUGCCACCACUUACCAGAUGUCGUCGUGCUUCAGCGUAAAGAUCGACUGCCGCGGAGCGGACAUGGUCGCGUCCGUACAUACUAACCGGCUGUUUGAUGGCAAGGUGUAUGCCAAGAAUCGGCCGAGUUCUUGCGUCAAUGACGUGAAGAGCACCCUGGACUUCGACCUCCGGUUGGACUACCACAGUCCAAACUGCGACGUCCGACAGGAUCAACCAGGAAAGUUUUUCACCGAAAUCAUUAUACAGCACCACGACCAGAUCGUCACGGGCCAGGACAUCGGACUUUCUGUGCGGUGUUCGUAUGACCUUCAGAACCGGAGCGUGGGCCAGGGCAUCGAAUUGGCGAUGGCGCCGGCCACGGAACCCGGUGACGACGGGGCCGAGUCAGACUCGCCCGACAAAAACGGCGGCGGUGGAGGCGGAGUCGGAGGCAAUGGUGUGGAAGAGACGGCGUUCGUCAUUUCACCCACGGUGAUGAUGAGGAUCACAAACAGGGCGGGCGGUGACAUACACGCCGCGCAGGUGGGUGACCCACUCAGUCUCCGGUUCCAUAUACUCGAUGACCGUUCACCGUACGAGAUAUUCGUCCGGGAACUGAUUGCCCUGGACGGCGUGGACACCAGCGAGAUACUGCUCAUUGACGGCGACGGUUGUCCCACGGACCCAGCCAUCAUGGGACCGAUAUCGGCUGUUGAUACAGGCGGCGGAGGCACCGUUAAGAUACUGGAGGCGCCAUUUGACGCGUUCAAGUUUCCCACGUCUGACAUCGUCCAGUUCAAGGCACUGGUCACACCCUGUUUGCCAAAGUGCGAGCCCAUCAACUGCAACGUGGUCGGCCACAACGGUGCGGUCCGUCGGGCCGACUCCUUCGGAAGGCGGCGCCGCAGACGUAGCGUCGGCGGUGGCAACCAAACCGACGAAGUGGUAUUCCAGGAGAUCCGCAUCGAGGACAAGUUCAAAUUCGAAGCCCAACGGGGCGAGCCUGGCCACGAGAUCAACUUCUCCGGCAGCAGCGGCACCUCUACCUCCACCAGCACAACAGGCGACCAGAACACCUUAUACUGGAACACAUACGCGUUCGCACUGAUGCUGGUCGCGUUCGUCGUGCUCCAGCUGUUUGUCAUAUUUGCGUGCUGGCUGUGCGCCACGUACAGGUCGCGGGGCAACCGCGAGGCCGCCUCUAUAUAUGAAUCGGCCGUCAGCGAGUACGCCUCCACCGUCCGGACACCGAUAUCCUGGGACAACAGUUAUUAUAAAUGAUUUUCAGCCAUCGGCGGAUAUCAAUUACCGAUUAUACUAUAAUAUACUAUACCUAGGUAUUGUGUAUAUCGCGGAUGCUUAUGACCGAAAACUAAUGUAACUUAUUAACUUUUAUAUAACUUAAUGUAGGUUACGUAAUAUUAUUAUAAUUACUUGAUGUAAAUAAAAUUAAACUGCGCCCGCAGAACAAGUAUUGGGUGGCGUGGAGCCGGUGAUAGGGUCGUAUGGGGAGGGUCACGAUCAACACCGCACGGAAACUGCGAAUUUAGUCGUCUUAUUAUUAUAUUCUUGGUAUACUAUGUCAUUAUAUUACAUAUUAUAUAUUAUAGGAGGUGCCGUGAUUAUUACAUUUCGGAAUUUCUCGGUGGUUGAUCUGAUACGGAUGUAGGUAUAGGUACCUAAAUAGGUACUAUAUUAAAUUACCUAUUAUUAUAUUAUAAGAUUUUUUAAAAAUUAUUUUAUGGGCGUGACUAACAAUAGUUAAAUACAAGUUAAUAAACAUAAGUUUAUCCUCCCUAUUUAACUUCUUUAAAUAUACCAAUAAAUAAGGAUGCCACAAAUCCAUAAUUGUAAUACACUACAGAGUCUAUAAUCAUUAAUCCUACUUAAAAACUCAUAAAAAGACUAUAGAAAUUUGGCAGUGCAUGUAUUUUUUGUUUUUCAAUUACACUAUAUCGUCUAUAUUACUUAUUCAAAAUAUAGAUGAUUGUUCUCAAAGCCUUUAUUUGAAACUUGAACAUUUUUAUUCGUUUAAGUGAAAAAAUAAUAAUCCUAUUGCUCAGGCAAAGUUCUACUCUUUUAGUUAUUUUUGUCAUACAAUUUAGAAUUAUAAUCUUAUACUGUAACAUUAUCGGCUAAUUCCGCUGUAAAAGCAUUUUUUUCUUAUAUAAUUUCGUUAAUUUGUGAUCAGCAUUAGUAUAGCCGUGCGACAAUUCGUGUAAGUUUUUCAAUUAGUAUUUAAAUAAUGUAUUAGUAUCCUUUUUUUUAUUUCGUUAAAAAGUGUUAUGGAUUUUUAAGUUCACUAGGUAUCUAUUAUUACGUAAUAGGUUAUCUAGCUAUCUUAAUAAUAUUAUUAAUAAAAACUUUAAAUCUUCAUAGUUAUAGAUUAUUAUUUUUUUUAUUCUUCAAGAAGAAAAUGGGGGUCCCACUGAAAACGUUUCAAUUAAGUAAUAUUUUUACUCGCUUUGUUUGACAAAAGAACGCCACUGACAUUGACUACCUACAGAAUAUAUACCUACAGUACGGUCCACGAAAACGUGCGGGUUUCUCUGAAAGCCAGUGUACCUCAACAUAUGAUCCGUGCCGACUGCCGGUGUUGCAGCUGGCGCGGCAUGCCGGCUGCAAUACCGGUGAGGCAACCAAAUGUUUUAUAUGUAGGAACAGUUUUCAAAUUUAUGUACGGUAAUUUUUUUUUAAUUGAGUACAAUUAUAUACAUUUUAUAAAAAAAAUAUACGCAUUGUACAAUAUACAUAUAUGUGUGUACACGAUUAAUUUCAAAAUUUAGCGGGAAAUAGUUUACCAACCACCGACGCAAAAUUGCCACGAGGCGCGCAGCGGUCACCCGCACGUUUUCGUGGACCGUACUGU